This is a messenger RNA of Racocetra persica, 138 nucleotides long. Lineage: Eukaryota; Fungi; Glomeromycota; Glomeromycetes; Diversisporales; Gigasporaceae. The record is from the annotation of a GenBank genome assembly.
AAGGAUAAAAGUUUGGAUUCAAGAAAUAUUCUGGAGGAUAUGAAUACGGAUUCAUAUAAAAAUUUGGGCUUGGAAAUAUGCCUUGAUAUGGAUAAUAAAAAUUUGCCAAAGAGGAUUCGACAAAAAGAAUAUCAAUGA